CGUGGCUGCCCCCUCCCCUGCGUCUGGCCGGGCUGAAGUGCGCCCAGCGCCCUCACGGGGGGAGGGGGUGGACGCGGACGCCGCCAUGUUGGCCGCCGCCUGGCUGGGCAGGUGCUCCUGGGGGCUCCUGAGAGGCGCGAGCCGGCCCCUGGGGGGCAGCGGCGCGAGGCCGCUCGCGAGCCGGUCCCGGGCGGCCGGAGGCGGAAACAGCCGCCGCGGCUUCUGCCUCGCGCUGGGCUCCUCCCCGCUGAGCGGCCUCGCGCCGCGGGCGCCCUCCUCCCCCUCCCCCUGCGGCGCGAGGCGGGAGCCGCGGCGGCUGCUGCUGCUGCUGCGCGCGCCCUCCCCGGCCCCGCUCUCCCCGGAGCGGCUCGCGAGCGACUCCCCGCGCCCCGCCGGCGGGGACAGCCCCGCGCCGAGGCGGCGCAGCGACGGCGAGGCCGGCCCGCGGGGGGAUGCGGCGCGGAGGGGCCGAGGAGCCGCCAGCGGGUACUCGGAGCUGUAUGAAAACCCAUGGACAAUCCCAAAUAUACUUUCUCUGGCAAGAAUUGGUUUGGCUCCAGUUUUGGGUUAUUUGAUUGUAGAAGAAAAUUUCAACAUUGCAUUGGGUGUUUUUGCUUUGGCUGGGAUAACAGACUUGUUGGAUGGCUUUAUUGCACGAAACUGGUCCAGUCAGAAAUCUGCUUUGGGAAGUGCCCUUGACCCGCUAGCUGAUAAAAUUCUUAUCAGUGUCCUGUAUGUCAGCCUCACUUGUGCAAGUCUUAUUCCAGUUCCACUGACUACUUUGAUCAUUUUGAGGGACAUAGUGCUAAUUGGUGCUGUUUUUUAUGUGCGAUACAAAACACUAUCCCUACCGAGAACACUUAGUAGAUAUUUCAAUCCCUGUUAUGCCACUGCCCAGUUAAAACCAACUUUCAUCAGCAAGAUGAACACAGCAGUUCAGCUAAUCUUGGUGGCAGCUUCUUUAGCGGCUCCUGUUUUCGAUUACGUAGAUAGCAUAUAUCUACAGACUUUAUGAACCAAGCAAUAUAUCAGUGCUUAAUUUGUUAUGAGAGAAAUAGCUAAACACAUGAGGAAGCCAGUCAAAACCCAAGGAUGAAAAGUUAAGAAACUAAAGUCUUCCAAAUCAGCAUGAAGGUAUCGCAGAAGGUAUGCACAUCCCUAAAUUAAAAUACAUACAUAAAUGUGGAAAGGUCAGGAAAAAUCUGAUAUUGUUAAAUGGAAAGUUAUGGCAUUUUUUCCAGUUAAAAGGUUUCAUUGCUAAAAUUGUAGCACAAGUGAUGCCAGUAGAAAUGGACAAACUAUGGCAGGUAAAACAAACUAGAAAUUAACCAAUUUGAAGAGCAAAUAACUUUAAAAAAAAAAGAAGAAGUUCUUUAAAUAUCUCUGAAAUAAGAUGCUUGAGGGAGUCAGUGAUGUCUACUAGGUUACCAGGGAGUAUAGGUGCAAUCUAUGAGAAAAAGAACACAAUGGUUUAUUUCCAUCAGUCUUUCCUGGCAUAGCUGUUGUCACAGUUCAGGGCAACUGCACCUGUAUUUUCCCUGCAUGGGCCCUCAAGGGCACCGCCUCUAGGCUCCUAGCUCCUCAGCAGUCACUUCUUUUUGGCAGAGACCCUCAUGUUUUUCCAGGCUGCAAAGUUCCCUAGCUAUACUGUGAUAUUACCAGCAAGCCAGAUUGACUAAACACACCAGUGUCUGUGCUUUGCUUUCUCUCUGAAGGUUUAUGAACAGUAUAAUUGCCAGCAGUUACAAGUUACCACACAGCUCUUUAGAAGCAAGCACAUUUAUUCCUAAGGUGAAAGCAUUACAGAGAAAACAAAAAAACCCGAUAAUAAUGCUAAAAGCUCACCGUAAAUUACUUAUCAAUCUUAUAGGGCCUCAGUAGGCCAAAGUCCUUUCAAUCUUUUCCAGGAAGAAUUGGGACUCCCCUUGGACAGUUUGCUGGAUCAGAAAGAAGGCCCUGAGUCAGUUUAAACUCAGGCUGGGCAUCCCAAAGUCCUUUUUUUGUCAGUUGGUCUCUGGUGAAUCCAGUUUGAACUAGUAUAUAUGAGCCUUUCUAGGUGGUGUGGUACUUCUCGGAAGGUGUUACAACCUGAGUGAAUUUGCCUAAUCACCCCCACUGUUCUUCGUUCCCAGAAGAGCUGUAGUUUCCCUUCCCUGUGAAAUUACAUACAGUCCCUGACUCAUGAUACAUAAACUUAAUAUAGCAAGAUCUCCCAAAGUUAUUGCAGGAAAUUGCCCAAGUCUCUCUCAGCUAUUUUCAGGUAUAAAGGUGUGAGACACUCUCAAUUUAGGAUGCUUAGAAGGAAAGAUAAUUUAAAUUGCGACAAGUGAACAGACUAGAUGGUAUUUGUCCAUGAAUUGUAAAGGAACUUACUAUAAGAAUGAAGUGGCUGAGCAGUUAAUAGAAAUACACAAUCUACUAUUAGUUAGAAACUAUACUAAAGAACUGGUGGAUCCAGUAUACCUAUUUUUUAAAAGGUUCUGAGUAAUUAGUGACCUUUAUUUCAAUAACCAAGUAAAUCUGUUGAAAAAUAUACUUAUUAAAACUUGAUACUAUAUGGAAGCAAACUGGGAUAGCUUCUGUAAAAGGCAUUUUUGCUCUCACCUAUUAGGAUUCUUUAAAAGUUAACAGAACAGUGAAUAAAGGAGAACUGGUAGAUAUAACUUACCAGAAUUUUUAAAAGGUCUCACAAGAGUUAACUAUAAAAACAGAUUAGAUUAUACUAGUUUUAGAAUAGAGAUUUGACUAUGGCUUGUGUAGCCAUCAUCGGAGUGCAAUUGAUUGAAACAGUAGCAGUAUGUAUAUUUUAAGAUGUAGCAAGCAAGAAUUAUUAUCUUGAUUUUAGUGGGGGGGGGUGGUUUUGGUGGCAGUUGUCAUGCAUAUAUUUUUAAAAACAAACAAACAAGAAACCCUUGGAAGUAAUCCAUUUGGUCUGGGAAUAGUCUUUCAGUGUCAGCCAGUUCUCAAGUUGGUUAACACUGCAGAUACACUGAGCCAGAUUUGUCCCCCCACUUUUCUGUUUCAAGUAUAACUGGAUUAAAAAUUCAGCCCAGUACAUGAUGAAGUCUGUGGUGAAGCAGACUACUGAACAAUGAAGUUUGCUUAUGUGAAUACACUUUGCUUUGCAGUGAGGUUUAGUUUUGAAUAUGAGAUUUGUUGUUUACAAUCGAAGUUAAUCAUUAAAAUGAGAAGGGGUGGGUGAGAAUGUCCUUAAUCACACUUUCUUCAACCUUUGAUCUCAGUCUCUGUGGCUAGCAUAGGCUGUCCCAUAAUAUACACACUCAGAUUGUAGCAAAGAAUAGGGAAACCAUUUAAAAUACAGCUUGGGGCAUUAUUCAAAUAUUUAAGCACAAAGAAACUAAUUUAUGUUAACCAUUUUCCCC
This is a messenger RNA of Malaclemys terrapin pileata, 3383 nucleotides long. RefSeq names its product cardiolipin synthase 1 (gene CRLS1). Bases 86 to 1015 code for a protein of 309 amino acids. The record is from RefSeq and is a predicted model, not a curated record. The transcript is spliced from 7 exons. Gene Ontology annotation, biological process: cardiolipin biosynthetic process. Lineage: Eukaryota; Metazoa; Chordata; Testudines; Emydidae. Gene Ontology annotation, molecular function: cardiolipin synthase activity. Gene Ontology annotation, cellular component: mitochondrion; membrane.